AUGCCAACCGCAUCGCUCUCAGACGACUUGCCGCCACAAAAUCUACAUCCGCUCAGAGAAUACCAGGCCCCGGAACUGCCAGAGCCCUACUAUGACAGAUACGAACCAGAUAUCCCAAUCGCCAUUGAUUUCGGCUCGCUGAGUGUCCGCAUUGGACUCACCAACUCCGAGCAGCCCUCGAACGUCUUUCCAAACUUGGUUUCAAAACACAGAGAGAGGAAAACGGGCUACAACUUGACCUUGGUCGGCAACGAUCUCUUCAGGGAGUCCGUGCACUAUCCCACGCUCCGAUCCGGCGCCAAGUCGCCGUUCGAUGGCCUGCUCAUCACCAAUUGGGACUAUGUCGAGAGCAUUUUGGACUACUCGCUCGAGCAUUUGAGCGUCACCUCGGAGAACGGUUGCCUUAAUAACCCUAUCAUUAUGUCCGAGCCCCCGGCGGCUACGUUUGGCUACAGAAAGGGAAUGUACGAGAUGAUGUUCGAGGCGUACCAGGCGCCGAAGGUCGUGUUUGGAAUCGACUCGUUGUUCUCGUUCUAUGCGAACUCGAAGAAGAAAGAUGGUGUAGUCGUCAGUAUUGGCAACAAUCUGACCCAUGUAAUUCCCGUAGUGAAGGGGAAGGGCAUCCUUCUGAACAGUAAAAGAAUAGAUUGGGGCUGUGAGCAGGAGCUGCAGUUUCUACAAAAGGCCCUUGCUCUCAAGUAUCCGUACUUCCCUACUAGAUUGAAUCAGAGCCACACAUCCAACAUCAUCCAAGACCACGCCUACGUGUCUCCAAACUACGCUGAGGAGUUGGCCACAUACCUCGAUCUUGACAACCUAGAAAAAAAGGACGUUGUCAUUCAAGUGCCAGUUGAGGCUGCCGCCGAGAAGGCCAAAAAGACUGAGGAAGAGCUCACCCGCCAAGCCGAAAGAAGAAAAGAGCAGGGUAAAAGAUUGCAAGAACAAGCACAAAAGAAGCGCCUAGAAACGAUCGCUCAAAAGGAAAAGGAGUUCGCGUAUUAUAGUGAAUUGCAAGAAGCCAUUCUGGGCCUCUCAAAGACCGAAGCCGAGCGCAGAGUGAUUGCUGAGGAAUUUGAGAACGUUGAAGAUCUUCACAAAUACGUAGAUGGCUUGCAAAAAGCGAUAAGGAAGUUUUAUAACGGCGACGAAGAGGAGAAAGAAGAGGAGGUUGAUCCCGCCGCUGCUUGGCCAUUGGCAGACGUCUCUGAUUCAGAGCUUAACGAGGAAGACAUAAAAGAGAAAAGAAAACAAAAGCUUCUCAAAAGCAAUUACGAUGCACGAAUGCGUAUCAAAGAGGAAAAGAGACGUGCAGAAGAAGAGAAGAUACAAUACGACAAAGACCAGCAAGAAUGGCGUGCUCGGGACUUGGAAGAUUGGUGUACCGCCAAGCGUUUCGAGUUGGCGCAAAACAUAUCUCUGUACCGCAAACGAUCCAAGAUAAUGGAGGCUAUGAAAGACAGAAAAUCGUUGGCAGCUCAGCAGAGAAUGAAGAACAUCGCUGAGUUGGCGAAUGAAAAAGCAACAGGCAAUGGAGCCGGCAAGAAACGUCGCCGGAAUGCGGGUCCUACAGCCACUAUUGAUAAUGAUCCCACAGACACUUUUGGAACAAAUGAUGCUGAUUGGAAUGCUUACAGAGACAUUGAUAAGGCCUCGUUAGAGGAUGAACAGGAGCGCACAAACUCAGAAAUUUUACGUCUUGAAGAAGAAUUACUAGAGCAUGAUCCUAAUUUCCAUCAUGAAGAUACCUUUGCUGUGCAAGAAACCUUUGACUGGAAAAACCUGGUGUUGCACAAGUUCAUUCAUGGACCGCGUCAGAGUUUGACCGUGGCCAUGCAAACAGAAGGCCACGAUGCUGAUGAGCUUCUCAACAAUCCAGAAGUCAUUCGUCGCAACCACCAGCUCCACGUGAACGUAGAACGUAUCAGAGUUCCUGAAAUAUACUUCCAGCCACACAUCGCUGGUGUAGAUCAGGCUGGUAUCACCGAGUUGAUCCAAAACAUACUCGAAAGGAAUUCUGACAAGAAUUUCGAGGUGGGUGGCCAACUGAGGGCGUUUAUUGAGAACAUCUUCUUGACGGGAGGUGGCUCGCUUCUACCUAACUUCGAGGAGAGAAUCCGCCUGGACUUAAGAUCAUUACUUCCUUCCGGUGCACCUCUUCAUGUCUACAAAGCCAAAGAUCCUCAAAUCGAUCCUUGGAGAGGUAUGCAAAAAUGGUCCUUCACCGAUGAAGCGGAGCAGAGUUAUGUCACCAAGCAAGAGUAUGAAGAAUACGGACCGGAGUACAUCAAGGAGCACGGAUUGGGAAACGUAUGCUUGAAAGAUUUCUAG
Molecule: messenger RNA, 2328 nt
Organism: Australozyma saopauloensis
Lineage: Eukaryota; Fungi; Ascomycota; Pichiomycetes; Serinales; Metschnikowiaceae
Exons: 1
Coding region: 1-2328 (775 amino acids)
Biological process (GO): regulation of DNA-templated transcription
Cellular component (GO): cytoplasm; Ino80 complex
Source: RefSeq, a predicted model, not a curated record